AUGGGGCCAGACACACAGACAGACACGCUGGGAUGGGCCAGACGCACAGACAGACACGCUGGGAUGGGGCCAGACGCACAGACAGACACGCUGGUGAUGGGGCCAGACGCACAGACAGACACGCUGCUGGAUGGGGCCAGACCACAGACAGACACGCUGGUGGAUGGGGCCAGACCACAGACAGACACGCUGUGGAUGGGGCCAGACACACAGACAGACACGCUGCUGGAUGGGCCAGACACACAGACAGACACGCUGGUGGAUGGGGCCAGACACACAGACAGACACGCUGCUGGAUGGGGCCAGACGCACAGACAGACACGCUGGUGGAUGGGGCCAGACGCACAGACAGACACGCUGGUGGAUGGGGCCAGACACACAGACAGACACGCUGGUGAUGGGGCCAGACGCACAGACAGACACGCUGGUGGAUGGGGCCAGACGCACAGACAGACACGCUGCUGGAUGUGAAAGUGUGUGUGUGACUGGCUUGUUUGGGGUCAUAACGUCUGGAAGAGCAGAGCAACACAGGUUGCAUGUCUCUGAGGAAUGAGGGAUGGAAGGAGGGAGGGAGGAAUGGAGGGAUGGAUGGAUGGAUGGAGGGAGGGAUGGAUGGAUGGAGGGAGGAAUGGAUGGAGGGAGGGAGGGAGGAAUGGAUGGAGGGAGGAAUGAAUGAAUGAGGAAUGGAGGGAGGGAGGAAUGAGGGAUGGAGGGAGGGAGGGAGGGAGGGAGGAAUGGAUGGAGGGAGGGAGGAAUGAGGGAGGGAGGGAGGAAUGGAUGGAGGGAGGGAGGAAUGAAGGAUGGAGGGAGGGAGGGAGGGAGGAAUGAAGGAUGGAUGGAGGGUCUUGCCAUAUAUUUUCAAGCAGAUUUAAGUCAAAACUGUAACUAGGCCACUCAGGAAUAUUCAAUGUCGUCAUGGUAAGCAACUCCAGUCUAUAUUUGGCCUUGUGUUUUAGGUUAUUGACCUGCUGUAAGGUGAAUUUGUCUCCCGGUGUCUGUUGGAAAGCAGACUGAACCAGGUUUUCCUCUAGGAUUUUGCCUGUGCUAAGUUCUAUUCUGUUUAUUUUUAUCCUAAAAAACUCCCUAGUCCUUGCCGCUGACAAGCAUACCCAUAACAUGAUGCAGCCACCACCAUGCUUGAAAAUAUGAAGUGGUACUCAGUGUUGUGUUGGAUUUGCCCCAAACAUAACACUUCGUGUUGAGGACAUAAAGUUUAUUUCUUUGCCACAAGACAUUUCAGCUUUUCAUUUUUUAUUAAUUUCUAAACAUUUCUAAAAACAUGAUUCUACUUUAACAUUAUGGGGUAUUGUGUGUAGGCCAGUGGCACAACAUCUCAAUUUAAUCCAUUUUAAAUUCUGGCUGUAACACAAAAAAAUGUGGAACGGGUGUGAAUACUUUCUGAAGGCACUGUAUGUGCUUAUGUGCAAAAGUACAGUACCAGUCAAAAGUUUGGACACACCUACUCAUUCAAGGGUUUUUCUGUAUUUUUACUAUUUUUUACAUUGUAGAAUAGUAGUGAAGACAUCACAAACUAUGGAAAUAACACAUAUGGAAUCAUGUAGUAACAGAAAAAGUGUUAAACAAAUCAAAAUAUAUUUUACCCUUUGUCUUGAUGACAGCUUUGCACACGCUUGGCAUUCUCUCAACCAGCUUCAUGAGGUAGGCACCUGGAAUGCAUUUCAAUGAACAGGUGUGCCUUCUUAAAAGUUAAUUUGUGUGGUGACAAGGUAGGGGGGGUGGUAUACAGAAGAUAGCCCUAUUUGCUAAAAGACCAAGUCCAUAUUAUGGCAAGAACAGCUCAAAUAAGCAAAGAGAAACGACAGUCCAUCAUGACUGUAAGACAUGAAGGUCAGUCAAUACGGAAAAUGUCAAGAACAUUGAACGUUUCUUCAAGUGCAGUUGCAAAAACCAUCAAGCGCUAUGAUGAAACUGGCUCUCAUGAGGACCGCCACAGGAAUGGAAGACCCAGAGUUACCUCUGCUGCAGAGGAUAAGUUCAUUAGAGUUACCAGCCUCAGAAAUCGCAGCCCAAAUAAAUGCUUCACAGAGUUCAAGUCACAGACACAUCUCAACGUCAACUGUUCAGCGGGGACUGUGUGAAUCAGGCCUUCAUGGUCGAAUUACUGCAAAGAAACCACUACUAAAGGACACUAAUAAGAAGAAGAGACCUGCUUGGGCCAAGAAACACGAGCAAUGGGCAUUAGACCGGUGGAAAGUUGUCCUUUUGGUCUGGAGUCCAAAUUGGAGAUUUUUGGUUCCAACCGCCGUGUCUUUGUGAGAUGCGGUGUGGGUGAACGGAUGAUCUCCACAUGUGUGGUUCCCACCGUAAAGCAUGGCGGAGGAGGUGUUAUGGUGUGGAGGUGCUUUGCUGGUGACACUGUCUGUGAUUUAUUUAGAAUUCAAGGCACACUUAACCAGCAUGGCUACCACAGCAUUCUGCAGCGAUACGCCAUCCCAUCUGGUAUGGACUUAUUGGGACUAUCAUUUGUUUUUCAACAGGACAAUGACCCAACACACCAGGCUGUGUAAGGGCUUUUUUACCAAGAAGGAGAGUGAUGGAGUGCUGCAUCAGAUGACCUGGCCUCCACAAUCCCCCGACCUCAACCAAAUUGAGAUGGUUUGGGAUGAGUCGGACGGCAGAGUGAAGGAAAAGCAGCCAACAAGUGCUCAGCAUAUGUGGGAUCUCAUUCAAGACUGUUGGAAAAGCAUUCCAGGUGAAGCAUGCCAAGAUUGUGCAAAGCUGUCAUCAAGGCAAAGGGUGGCUAUUUGAAGAAUCUCAAAUAUAAAAUGUAUUUUGAUUUUUUUAAUUUUUUUUUUGUUACUACAUGAUUCCAUAUGUGUUAUUUCAUAGUUGUGAGUGUAGAAAAUAGUAAAAAUAAAGAAAAACCCUUGAAUAAUUAGGUGUGUCCAAACCUUUGACUGGUACUGUAUGUGGACACCUGCUCGUUGAACAUCUCAUUCCAAAAUCAUGGGCAUUAAUAUGGAGUUGGUCCCCCCUUUGCUUCUAUAACAGCCUCCACUCUUCUGGGAAGGCUUUCCACUAGAUGUUGGAACAUUGCUGCGGGGACUUGCUUCCAUUCAGCCUUGAGCAUUAGUGAGGUCAGGCACUGAUGUUGGCCGAUUAGGCCUGGCUCGCAGUCGGCGUUCCAAUUCAUCCCAAAGGUGUUCGAUGGGGUUGAGGUCAGGGCUCUGUGGAGGCCAGUCAAGUUCUUCCACAACGAUCUUGACAAACCAUUUUUGUAUGGACCUCGCUUUGUGUACGGGGGCAUUGUCAUGCUGAAACAGGAAAGGGCCUUCCCCAAACUGUUGCCACAAAGUUGGAAGCACAGAAGCAUUGUGGUCCUAUGUAGCUCAGCUGGUAGAGCACGGCGCUUGUAACGCCAAGGUAGUGGGUUCGAUCCCCGGGACCACCCAUACACAAAAAUAUAUGCACGCAUGACUAUAAGUCGCUUUGGAUAAAAGCGUCUGCUAAAUGGCAUAUUAUUAUUAUUAUUAUUAUUAUUAUCUAGAAUGUCAUUGUAUGCUGUAGCGUUAAGAUUUCCCUUCACUAGAACUAAGGGGCCUAGCUCGAACCAUGAAAAACAGUCCCUAGACCAUUAUUCCUCCUCCACCAAACUUUACAGUUGGCACUAUGCAUUCGGGCAGGUAGCGUUCUCCUGGCAUCAGCCAAACCCAGAUUCGUCCGUCGGACUGCCAUAUGGUGAAGUGUGAUUCAUCACUCCAGAGAACGUAUUUCCACUGCUCCAGAGUCCAAUGGCGGCGAGCUUUACACCACUCCAGCCGACGCUUGGCAUUGGGCAUGGUGAUCUUAGGCUUGUGUGUGGCUGCUCGGCCAUGGAAACACAUUCUGUGAGCUUGUGUGUGGUCCCGUUCUGUGAGCUUGUGUGGUCUACCACUUCGUGGCUGAGCCGUUGUUGCGCCUAGACAUUUCCACUUCACAAUAACCGCACUUACUGUUGACCGGGGCAGCUCUAGCAGGGCAGAAAUUUGACUAACUGUCUUUUUGGAAAGGUAGCAUCCUAUGAUGUUGCCACGUUGAAAGUCACUGAGCUGUUCAGUAAGGCCAUUCUACUGGCAAUGUUUGUCUAUGGAGAUUGCAUGGCUGUGUGCUCGGAUUUUAUACACCUGUCAGCAGCGUGUGUGGCUGAAAUAGCCAAAUCCACUAAUUUGAAGGGGUGUCCACAUACUUUGGUGUAUAUAUAGUGUGUUGAUAGUGCUUGUAUGUUGACCAAUAAAACAAAUGUAUGUUGCUUUUCUGUCUUGUCUUUCAGGGGGAAGUGUAACAUCGCCCAUUUCUCCGACAUCUUUGCUGCCAGGGAGUUCAAAGCUCGCAUCGACUCCUUUUUCUACAUCCUGGGAUACAACCCAGAGACCAGGUAAGACUGUCUGACUAUUUGUUCUGAUACAACCCAGAGACCAGGUAGGACUGUCUGACUAUUUGUUCUGAUACAACCCAGAGACCAGGUAGGACUGUCUGACUAUUUGUUCUGAUACAACCCAGAGACCAGGUAGGACUGUCUGACUAUGGGUUCUGAUACAACCCAGAGACCAGGUAGGACUGUCUGACUAUGGGUUCUGAUACAACCCAGAGACCAGGUAGGACUGUCUGACUAUGGGUUCUGAUACAACCCAGAGACCAGGUAGGACUGUCUGACUAUGGGUUCUGAUACAACCCAGAGACCAGGUAGGACUGUCUGACUAUUGGUUCUACUGCUGGUCUUUUCCUCUCUUUGUCUUGUGAGACUCCGUUGGUAAGAGUGUGACUAAUAACGCCAUGGUUGUGGACUUAAAAGCCAGAUGUAGCAGUUUGUAUAUCAAUAUCAAAUCAUUUCUGGGUAACAAUUAUGUACCUUUUCAGGGGGGAAACUAUUUCUCAAGCAAGAAUGUUGCUAGCACUUUCUGGGAGGGGUCUGAGUGCGGAGGGGAAAACUGAAAACUAGCUGUUAUUGGCAGAGAGGUUUGGAACUCUUAUAGUCAUUGGUCUAUGUUGGAUAAAAAAAUGUCACAACAGGCCCAAUUGAAACAGCAAAUUUGUCUGUAAACUUUCCACAUGUCGAAAAAGCAAAAUACACUAGACGAGGUGGGAUCUUUUUUGUGUCUGUAAAAUUAACGCUUUUAUGUGCAAAUAUUGAUAUAAUAACCAUCAUAUCAAAGUAAACUUGGAGUCAGGCAAUGACAUGUUGUGUGGUCCUCCCACUACGACUCAGGAAUUUAAUUGAAUUGAAUUUAUUUUGGGUAACAGACAUACACAACAAAAUGUGCAAUGUGGACCCAGAGAGGAUAUCACUUGAAAGUAUUAAUUAAAACGCUUGUUUCCAAAGUGGUCCUUUGCAGUUUAUUAGGUUACAGAUGAAAUAUCUUAUGAUUAACUUUACAGGGUGGUGAAGUGCACGGUGAUAUUGAUGCUCCUUUCCAGUAGAUAUCGAGGGUCUUAUUCUGGUGACAUGAUGAUCAAAGAGAAAUAUUCUCACUUUUAUCCAUAAUAAAAAUUGUGAUUAAUUUGUAAAAUUACAAAAAGGUUAACUGAUUAACUGACAGCCCCUACUCUGUCAACUUAUCUGGUAAAAUAAGUGUAAAAUAAAUAACACAUGCAUAAAACCACCAAAGGCCAUAGAUCAGGGAUCAUCAACUAGAUUCUGACUCGGGACGAUGUUUAAUUCUUCAGCGGACAUUUGCAUACGAUCGCAUCGUAUUAUUCGUGGGAAUACUUGGGAACGGAUUUCCUAAAUUUAAAAUCGCUUGGAGCUGGAAUGUUCUAUGUCCAACAAUGAAAAUUGUCAAGAAUUUUAUAUAUAUAUAUAUAUAUUAAAAAUUAAACCACCCGUGUGCCAAAUUCGGCCCGCGUGCCGCCAUUUGGGAUCCCUGUCAUAGACACUUUGUGUGUGUAUAGAGCUCCUGCUAACUCUGCUGUUAACCUAGUAUGGCUCCUGGCACUAUAAUGAUUACAGCUAAAACGCUAUAUGAUGCUGAGUGCAAAAUAAACCCCAAGGUCUUAAAUCUGUAAACAAAAUGUUAUUUAUGGCUGCUAUUUUGGUAUUUAUCAGGAUCCCCAUUAGCCGCUGAAAAAGCCUCAGCUACUCUUCCUGGGGUCCACAUGAAACAUGACUUAAUACAUAGUACAGAACAUUUAUUAGUCAAGGACUGAAAUACAUACAUUUUAAAAUGUCACACAUAGCCUACAUAUCAUGUUAUAUUAAUGCCAGAUAUAAAAACGGCCAUUAGCAUGAUCAAGGAUAGAUUUAGGAUAUUUUUCAUAUAGUAUAAGAUAUCCUUAUAAAAAGGUGAAUGUUACGUUAUUUGCCAUUAAACAUGAUUAUUAUGGUGAUGGAUGUUACAAUGACCUAACUUUUGAAGAUAUUUCCAUAUAGUUCACUGCAGGGACAAAAUAGCAGCGUGAUUUAAAUGUUAUGGUAAUAACAUGGUAAUAUUCUGGUAAUAUUCAAACCACAACACAACCUGCCCCCUUUCAUGUUAUGAAUAACACAGCUUGUGAUCAAACUUAACAUUUACUAGGAAUGAACUCUUCCUGGAAAUGCUUUGGCCUAAUAUCUCGAAAGGAGUCAUGAAUUGUUCAUGUAGCUUAAUCCCUUAAGAGGCUCAGUUUUUUGGUGUCGGGACUUAAAUCUUUUCAUAUCAUACUGACAUUUACUUUAGCCCGUAAGGUCAGUGUCAUGCACUGUAACCACACACUAUUUAACAUUCACAGAGGACAUCAUCCUGAAGUUCACGAUUGACACUUUAAAAUCAUUGUAGUUUUAUACCUGAACCAAAAGGAACUGCCAGCCCUACAUAUUAAAUACAGCAGUCAUGUACUUCUAUCUGAGAGUGGAUGUAUGAAACGCUGUUGAAUUAAAAAAUAUAUAUAGAAGUGCCAUUGUUUUGUAGUUUAUUUGAGGGCUGUAAUCAUGCACUUGGGGCAGGCAGACACCCUGUAGUUACACUGUAUCUAUGAAACAAUAUACAGUAUUUACCCGUAAUUUUAGCUACACUGUAACAAUGUAUCCACACUGUAGCCUAGUAGCACUUUAUCACUAGUGGGCUCCUUGACGUGUUGGAAAUCAGGAGUUACAGUGUAGCAACUGCAUGGCUGGACGUAAAAUAGACAUCCUCGUCGGUCGCUGUGCUGCCUCCCUAUUUCGUACCACCACUGUUGUUAGUCUGUAACCCCCUAGUUCAGAGCCAGGGCCCCAGUCUACCCUGCCCCUCCCUCUCCCUCUCCUCCCCGGCUCCUCUUGUUUGGUAUGCGGAGCGCUGUGUCAGUUGUCUGCAGCCUCUCGUUAAAUUCCAAUGGCCUUGUUUAUUAUAAGACCAGACAUACGUUCGAGAGGGGAGCUGGAUUCCGGAUCCUGCCUGCGCGCGCGCGCGCGUGCGUGUGUAAAUUGUUAGCGCAUGCUCAGUUGGGUGUGUGGUAGAAACGGGAGCUCGAGCUGGGCUACGCUGUGAGGUCACAGUGGAAAACCGUCUCCGAGGCUCCACCAAGCGCUUUGCGUGCUCCUCCAUUUUGAGCACCUGGCAAAUAGGUGGGAAGGAAUAGAGUGAGUUGAUUGACAACGACCACUACAGUUCUAGACAAACUGUCAACAUCCCGACCGUUAGAGAUCGGUGUCAGAAAUGGACGACUUGUUCGCCCCGCGGAGGUAGGUUGAUAAAUAUAUUAACAUGUUACUGUUUAAUUUCGCAAGUAGUUUUCUGAGACCAGUCUGGGUAGUCGCGACUCGCAUUCCAUCUGUCUAGUAGUGUAGCAAAUGUGUUUACUGAAUGAAUUUCUUUUAUACACCGAGUGGCAUUUGUCACAGAUAUCAUAAGAAUAUGCAUAUCUGAUCAUAGUUUAAUUUAUCGGUUACUAUCCUUGCACGGUGCAAAUCCCUGCCAGUCUUACCUUGCGUAAAGGUAAAUCGCGAGCCGAACGUGCUAGGUUGUAACAAUUUGGCAUAAGUAACGGCAUAUGAAGGCGAAGCACUACCUUUCGUAACCCAUAUGAUGAGCAAGCUAACUUUUUCUCCUUUAUUUUUGUUGCCUUAGGAGAAAUAAGAACAGAAGCAAGUCUUGUGCGGACUCCAUUUUGCAGUACCCUACUCUCUCUCUCUCUCUGUGUGUGUUCUCGUGUUUACAAUCGAGCCGACAUGGCAGCCCUGAGAAGCAUUGUUAGCUCUCCCGCUGCUUGACAAAUAUAAUCAUGUCAAAGAAGGAGCGCUGUAGGUGCUCAGGAGACUGAGUGUGGUUCAUUAGAAAAGGUGACUAUUUUUGUAAUAUUAUGACAGCGUUACAGUCGUGCAAGGAUUGGACGGAAUUGAUGGAAGGGGCGGGGUUUGCCUUGAUGCUGUGGUGGACGGUAAAGUUACACCAUGCUGGAUCAGGACUGUCUUGUUAUUGUUUUGGUUCAGAAAGUAAAGAAUACAAUAAUACAGAAGAAUAAUACAAAGAUGCUUGUUUGGUCUUGCAUAUGUCAUUUUCUAUUUUAGACGACAUUAAAUAUGUUGAGCACAAUUCCUGUUGUAAGGACUUGGCUAUAGAAGUUUCACUGACUCUUACAAUACAAAAAAUACACAGAUUUGAAACAGUGUUACAAGACUGUUGGAUAGCUACAUUUUAAUAUUUCUCCAUAUUCAGGGUCAGGUAUAAUAAUAUGAUGACAUUUAAAAUAUUAUCAGAUAUUACUUUCCUAGAAUAUUACUCGUGACGACGUGCAUAAGGAAAUGUACCCCCCAAUCCCUUACAUAUUUUUCAUAAAUGGAUUGAUAAAUAAAUGGGUUCUUUUUAAAGAAGUGUAGACUUUUCAACUCAUUGAUUCCUCCCUUCUCCAAACAUAACAUUUAUAGAAUUCAACUAAACAUAUAUUGUCUAAUAGCAAAGUAAUGAUGGUUCAUUGGUACCUCACCUGCCUUCCUUACUCUGUCCUUGUCAGACUACCUAGUAACCCAGUGUGUGUGGGGGAUUUGGUACCUCACCUGUUCAUCUCACUUUGUCUUUUUCCCUGGUCUUACACUAAUGGUGAUGAUGUUUUCAUGCUGUUUCACACCUCUAAUACAAGGCUGUUGGUAUGUAUUUAUAUUGUAUGGCCUGGUUGAUUUCUUCAAACGAUUAACCACUACAUUUAAGGGAUAAUCAACGAGGGGCUAUGCGUUCUAUGGAAAAGAACAAACGACGUGGAAGGUGUGUCGCACGGAGUUGCGUUAUUUUCCGGAGAACGCAUAGCGCUCCGAGUUGAUUAUCCCUUUUCAUACCAUGGCUAUGAUUUUAACACGCUUGUCGCUCGAAAUGUGUUCAACAUCCACUGAAGUAGCUAGCAAGUUUACUAGAAUAGCUACAGUAGUUGCCUUGGUAACCAAACAUACUUGCCUUUUUGCUAACCAAACCAUCAGUCCUAGCUUGCUAUUAUGAAAAAAUCGAAUUCAACAAUGCCAAUAAUGUUUUAAAUAGGACUUUUGCUUUCAAAAGCAGCUCAAACAUAGAACUUGUACGAAUGAACUAUAGCCAUUGAAUUCUACCAUGCUGAUUGACCGUGCGUUAUAGGGAAAUAAUGCACACUCUAGAAUGCCUUUCAAGCCAACCAGAAACGAGGACUCAACAAUGCUAUGGUAUCCACCUCAUUUUCAAUGGGCACAGCCAAACUACGGAGGUAAUGGAUUCAACUUCCACACUGCAGUGCGCUGGUGGCAAACUUGCCAAAGUCAAUUAUUUGAAGGAGUCAAUUUAUAGAAUAUUCAAGUAAGUAGGUGUGAUUUUAUAUUUAUUUAAUUCAAGUUUGCUAACGUUAGCUAGACCUACUGGUAGGCUAGUUCUGUUGUGAUAAUACUGUUCAUUGUGUCAGAGUUAAGGGCCAUCCACCAAACCAAUAACUAUAACAAUAUCUACAGUCCAUUCGGAAAGUAUUCAGACCCCUUGACUUUUUCCACAUUUUGUUACGUUACAGCCUUAUUCUAAAAUUGAUUUAAAAAAUAAAAAAAUCCCCUCAUCGAUCUACACACAAUACCCCAUAAUGACAAAGCAAAACAGGUUUUUAGAAAUGUAAAAAAUAAAUAACUGAAAUAUCACGUUUACAUAAGACACCCAAACGAGGGCAUUGCGUUCUUCCACCUCUGGCCUGCUAGCUCCCCUACCUCUGCGGAAGCACAGUUCCCGCUCAGCCCAGUCAAAACUGUUCGCUGCUCUGGCACCCCAAUGGUGGAACAAGCUCCCUCACGACGCCAGGACAGCGGAGUCACUGACCACCUUCCGGAGACACUUGAAACCCCACCUCUUUAAGGAAUACCUGGGAUAGUAUAAAAGUAAUCAUUCUACACCCCCCUACCCCCCCCCCCCCCCCCCCCCAAACAUUUUUUUUAUAUAUUAAAUAAAAAAAAACGAUAUAUAUAUAUAUAUAUAUAUAUAUAUAUAUAUAUAAAACAAAUGAAAAGUAAAAAUUAACAAGUUAGAAAAAAAGGAAUAAAUUAACAACAAAAAAAUAUUGUGAAGUGGUUGACCCACUGGCUAUCAUAAGGUGAAUGCACCAAUUUGUAAGUCGCUCUGGAUAAGAGCGUCUGCUAAAUGAUGUAAAUGUAUUCAGACCCUUUACUCAGUACUUUGUUGAAGCAACUUUGGCAGGGAUUACAGACUCGAGUCUUCUUGGGUAUGAUGCUACAAGCUUGGCACACCUGUAUUUGGGGAGUUUCUCCCAUUUUUCUCUGCAGAUCCUCUCAAGCUCUGUCAGGUUGGAUGGGGAGCGUCGCUGCACAGCUAUUUUCAGGUCUCUCCAGAGAUGUUUGAUCGGGUUCAAGUCCGGGCUCUGGCUGGGCCACUCAAGGACAUUCAGAGACUUGUCCCGAAGCCACUCCUGUGUUUGUCUUGGCUGUGUGAUUAGGGUCAUUGUCCUGUUGGAAGGUGAAUCUUCGCCCCAGCCUGAGGUGCUGAGCACUCUGGAGCAGGUUUUCAUCAAGGAUCUCUCUGUACUUUGCUCCAUUCAUCUUUCCCUCGAUCCUGACUAGUCUCCCAGUCCCUGCCACUGAAAAACAUCCCCACAGCAUGAUGCUGCCACCAUGCUUCACCGUAGGGAUGGUGCCAGAUACUGGUUCAGACCAUGAGGUCUCUAACCACACAUAUACUGGUUUAGACCAUUCAUGAGGCCAGGUUUCCUCCAGACGUGACGCUUGGCAUUCAGGCCAAAUAGUUGAAUCUUGGUUUCAUCAGACCAAAUAAUCUUGUUUCUCAUGGUCUGAGAGUCCUUUAGGUGCCUUUUGGCAAACUCCAAGCGGGCUGUCAUGUGCCUUUUACUGAGGAGUGGCUUCCGUCUGGCCACUCUACCAUAAAGGCCUGAUUGGUGGAGUGCUGCAGAGAUGGUUGUCCCUCUGGAAGGUUCUCCCAUCUCCACAGAGGAACGCUGGAGCGCUGAGUGACCAUUGGGUUUUUGGUCACCUCCCUGACCAAGGCCCUUCUCCCCCGAUUGCUCAGUUUGGCCGGGUGGCCAACUCUAGGAAGAGUCUUGGUGGUUCCAAACUUCUUCCAUUGAAGAAUGAUGGAGGCCACUAUGUUCUUGGGGACCUUCAAUGCUGCAGACAUUUUUUGGUACCUUUCCCCAGAUCUGUGCCUCGACACAAUCCUGUCUCGGAGCUCUACGGACAAUUCCAUCAACCUCAUGGCUUGGUUUUGCUCUGACAUGCAAUGUCAACUGUGGGACCUUAUAUAGACAGGUGUGAGCCUUUCCAAAUCAUGUCUAAUCAAUUGAAUUUACCACAGAUGGACUCCAAUCAAGUUGUAGAAACAUCUCAAGGAUGAUCAAUGGAAACAGGAUGCACCUGAGCUCAAUUUCGAGUCUCAUAGCAAAGGGUAUGAAUACUUAUGUAAAUAAGGUUAUUCAUGUUUUUUUUUAAUAUAUUUGUAAAAAUUUCUAAAAACCUGUUUUCACUUUGUCAUUAUGGGGUAUUGUGUGUAGAUUGAUAAGGGAAAAUUUUUAUUUAAAUACAUUUUAGAAUAAGGCUGUAACGUAACAAAUGUGGAAAAAGGGAAUGGGUCUGAAUACUUUCCCAAUGCACUGUAUAAUGAUAAACUAUAGGCUACAUAACUAUAAAACAUUGGUGAGCAUCCACACUAGAGGAAAGUUUAUCGUUCUACUGUCCUACCCCCGUCAAUCAACUGAUCAACGCAUCCUACGGCACGCUACCUAUAAUCAUAAGGUGGUAACACAAGACCAUUCAUGAGGUCUCUAACCCACAGAUACUGGUUCAGACCAUUCAUGAGGUCCUAACCCACAGAUAUUGGUUCAGACCAUUCAUGAGGUCCUCUAACACAACAAUACUGGUUCAGACCAUUCAUGAUGUCUCCCCACAGAUACUGGUUCAUACCGUCAUGAGGUCUCUAACCCCAUAUACGGUUCAGACCAUUCAUGAGGUCUCUAACCCAACAGAUACUGGUUCAGACCAUCGAUGAGGGCUCUAACACCACAGAUACUGGGUGCCGACCAUUCAUGAGGUCUCUAACCCACAGAUACUGGUUCAGACCAUCAUGAAGGUCUCUAACCACAGAUACCUGGUCAAGACCAGGAGGUCUCUAACCCACAGAGACUGGUUCAGACCAUGAGGUCUCUAACCCACAGAGACUGGUUCAGACCAUGAGGUCUCUAACCCACAGAUACUGGUUCAGACCAUUCAGUGCUUUCAGGGUGUGUUCAUUGUCAUAGUGACAACUGCUAAUAAUACUUCAAUGUACAUGUAGGCCUGAUGAAAAAAAAUUAACUAACUCGUAUUUAAAUGUAGCAAUUCAACAACAAAUACUUUUUACUGAGUUACAGUUCACAUAAGGAAAUAAGGCAAUUGAAUAAAUUAAUUACGCCCUAAUCUAUGGAUUUCACAUGACUGGGCAAUGGGUGCAGCCAUAGGUGGGCCUGGGAGGGCAUAGGCCCACCUACCCACUGGGGAGCCAGGCCCAGCCCAUCAGAAUGAGUUUUUUCCCCACUAAAGGGCUUUAUUGCAGACAGAAAUACUCCUCAGCUUUUCCUGGGAUUUCCACGAGAAGAUGAAUGGCCUAUUGUGGAGAGGCUUGCAUGGCCUAUGACCUAGGGGUAGGAACCAUUUUCCUGGAGUUCCACAGGUACGGCAGGAUUUUGUUCCAAAUAGGCACCAGACCAGACCAAUUGAGCUAAUUGAUCAGUUCAAUGAUUGCUUAAAUUCAACACAUCUGGUCUUCCAGGUUGGUUAAAUCAAAAACAGGACCAGGGUUGACUACCCCUGCUAUAGCCUGCUGCUCACGGAUACAGCUGGAAGAGAGGGGCUAGUGAUGUGUAGCCGAAGUAAGAAGCUUAAACAUUAGCUAGAUGUUAGGCUAUUCAUUAGCUAAAUAUAAGGGCUAUAGGUUAAAUAUUUACCUGUCAAAGUGCAAGAAGAAGAAGAAAAAAAGAUUAUGAAACGGCAGAUCUGUGUGUUCCUUCAAGCUGCACUCUGUUGUCCCUGGGCACGCAAAGCUCCACUAUUGAUUAGGCCUAAGCCUACGUUUAUAGACAAGAACCUUAUUCUACCUGGGCUACAGAAACACAGUGCAAUGAGGAAUGUAUUAUUGUUAUCAAGUUGAAUACACAGUGAUUGUGCGUAGGCUGUAAACUGCAGUGAUGCAGGCUAAUUUGAAUAACCGCUCAAACGUCCUGUUUUUGUUUCAUGAUGAAAUGACUGCAUAGGCCAACAGUCUAGGCCUGAUUACGCAACAACCAUUUGAAUCAGUUUGCGUCUGUUCUCGACGAUUUAGAAGUUACAGAAAGGCACAUUAGCAUCCCACUCCAUACGGUGUAGGCCUGUUUUGUCAGGAUGUAGCCCGGUGUUAAGAUUGGCCUAUUGGAAAAUAUGGGCUUCUCCUUUCCAACUCCCCGCCCGUUCUUAAACUUUAACAUUCAGCAAGCAAGAGGAAGCGUGCAUCUCUCCUCCUAUUGGCUGUUAGGAGGCUAAAGAAAUAAGUCAAAAUAAGUGUCCAAACAGGCUUUUGUAGUCUGGCUUUUCCUGGGACUCCACAAGAUUGAAAAGGAGUAGCCGUGGCAGCGGAGAGACCAGGUGUGUUUAUUGCGCAACAGAACAAAGACAGACAGGGUUCAGAUGUAGCCUACAGCCUAAGUUAGAAGCCUUUGCAUAUUAGCCCAUAAUUCAAAAGCUCGAUGUUAGGCUUAAUGCUGCCGUGAACAUAUCCAGUCAAUUUACGCAGUGAGAGAUAACGAAAUCAUAGCCUACACUAUGCGCACUCCCGAGGAUGCGCCGAGUGCCCUCCUACUAGCUCGAAAAGCUACCCUAUCGUUUCAGUUUUUAUGGACAAGAAAUGUGUCCUACCUAGGCUACAACAAAACACAAUGUAAUGAAGAAUGUUAUGAUUGUUUUCAAGUGAGUACACAACUCUAGUCUCGGCUGUAAACUGCAGUGAAUAACCUGUCGUUUGAUUAACCUAGGACUGUCCCCCGACAAAAAAAAUAAUCUUGGUUGACAGAGAGUCGUCCUGUUUACUUAUUUUUCCAUAUAUAGACAGAGGCACCCAAUGUGUUUGAAUAAAAUCAACCACAUAUGCACUGAGCUUGUCUGAUAAUUUAAGCACGCUGUUUGAUUAAAUAAUUAAGACACACAAAUGCCUCAAGAAAGAGCACGAUGGUCACACUGUGUUACAAAACAAUCACAGCGAGAGCCUGAGUGACUGGCAAACGUUGGCUCGAUCUCCUCCCUACUGCAGUGAAAAGGCACCACAUCACAGCAAGUGUUUAUUGCGCUGUGCGUUUAAUGGCUGAAGCUGCAACAUAAUUUCAGCCGUUUUAGUUUCUUGCUUGUUUCUGACUGAAAAGUUAUUUUACCGAAAUCCCUAAUUUUGUUCAUGAAAAACAUUCCCUUUCCCCUCGACCCUUGCUCUAUUCACGUGAAACACGUAAGCAUCGCAUGCAUGUGACCCAUAGGGCCUGACCUCUAGCCUAUCAUAAUCACAUCAACAAAUUGGUUAUAACAAACUCCGAACACAGGAACAGCAAAAUGGAUUCGGAGGACGUGAAAAAUAAACUCGAAACGGGCGAAUGUUUACUGGUUGCUCGGGAGGGAAAGGGGAGGUCAGAUCGGUGGAAGACAUUUGACUUAGUUGUGGAAACUACUGGAUAUCAAGAAAAAGGAGGGUAUAGGAGCAAGCGUUGUCUGAGUAUUUAUGUGUGCCAAACAGUUGCUGUUAGAUUACAAUAUUAUUUUUUUCGGACCAUUUGGAACAGUGUAAACAAUACUAAAUAAAUAAAUGUACCAGAGAGUCUGUUCUAACGAGAAAACAAAAUAUAAAGCCUUUAUUACAGAAGACUAAAUACAGUUGCAUGCCUUCAUGAAUUGCGGUUUAUUUAUUGUUAAGAUUAAUUGUAGUUAGAGUAUGAAAGAAAAGAAAAUAGUAUGAAAAUGUAUGCACUCACUAACUGUAAGUCGCUCUGGAUAAGAGCGUCUGCUAAAUGACUAAAAUGUACAAAUGUAAAGCUCCCUUUUUAUUUAAUUUUAAAAACUAAAAUGCUUGAUUGCAUUUCAAAGCAUGAAUGUCUCGUAUGCUGUGUGAUGGCAUGAACAAAUUAAUGAUUGGUUGAUACAGUAGGCCAUAUGUGAGUCGUUUCAGGAAACUAGGCGUAUGUCGUGGGUCACUACUCCACAGGAGAGCCAUUUGAAUGUAACAUUUUUUUGAAUAAAAAUUCUUUUUUUGACAGAAAUGCCUUCUGGAACAUGUGAACUUUCAUGUGCCUUAAUAACAAACUUGUAUGCUAUCUGUAAAAUAGUUAAAUUAAAUUACGAGCAUAGUUGGUUAAGCCACAGAAAAAGACAGCAACACUCCCAUUAGCCGUGAUUGGCUGAGAUCAUUUUGACAAAGUGGUUUCAUUUCAAUUUAAAGUGUACUGUUAGCUAGUUAGCUAACGUUAGCUGGCUGGCUCGCUACCUAACGAUUCGUGUAUGAUCUAAUUAUUCGUAUCUGAGCCAUUUGCUUGCUAACAUUGAACAUGGUUGGUUUGCUACCUGCAGAUUCAUUCAGGGUAGUAACGUCAUGAGUUGGGAUUAUGGUUCAUUGUUUACCUAGUUAGCUUAGCUACAUGUCUUAACAAAAACUCCACUAUGCAAGUAACCAUUUCGGGUGUGUUUGUAAAUUCAGUCUGAGUAUGACAGAGCGCAGAUUAACUGAUGAAUUUACGAACGCACAACACCCGUUGAAUUUGGCCAGUGUCAGUAAACGUCGCCAGCAGCACAGUUAGUCACCAACGCUCUGGAUAACAUGAAAACAGCCGAACCAUCUCUGCUAGGGUGAGUAAAAUGGUCAAUGGGGUGUUCUCUCACUGAAGAGCUCUUCUUUGUCUACACCCAUUCAGCAUCGUUCACACCCUCUUAAGCUUUAGCCCCACCCAUCUCGUUUCGCUCUCUGGAGCAUUCAAUGUAAAAAAAAAACACAAUUUCAAAUGUUGUCAAGGCGGUCAGUCUACAUAUAUUGAAAUAUGGGCCUAAGUAAGUUACGGUAUUAAGACUAAACAGGACGUGCUCUUAGGCCUACAGCUCGAUGGUGGUUAUAAAAGGCUACUAUACAAAGCCUACUAAUGAUAACAACAUUACAUAUUAUUAUAGUGAUCAUAAUAAUAAUAAUAAUAAUAACAAUAAGAAGGAGAUCUAGAUAAAGGAGGGUCUAGGAGCGAGAGCUGCGUGCAUAUUAUGUGUGACAAACAGGUGCUGUUAGAUUACAAUAUAAUUGUUCUGCCUGUUUGGAACAGUGUAAACAACACUAAAUAAAUGUUAAGUAAUACCUGUCUGUUCUAAAAAAAUUAAAAUAAAUUGUAAAGCCUUUAUUACAACAUAACAAAGAUUGAAAACAGCCGAAUCUGUGAGAUUGCUUUAAUCCGACGUUUUGCCGUUGCAUGAGGCUUGGUACUCACUGAAUCAAACACUAAAACAGGCAACAGAAGCAAGAUCUGUCUUAUUUGUGUAGCUAUAUAUGGAUGAUUUUAUAAAGCCAGGCCCAUUUAACAGUUAGGCUAUUAAUUAUAGACCUAAUUAAGUUGGGGUUUCCUCUCUCCUCAAUUUUCUUAGACAAUUAGGCUAAAGGCAAGGGCUGUUUCCUCAUCUCUGCUGCUGCUGCCUCCGCCACAUUGUUCUCAAUCCCAAUAUACUUGUUAACUUUGCUAUAAUGCUCAUGGCAACAUAGGGAAAGGUGUCAAUUCUGCGGCACACUGAAGAUUGUUUCAGAACCGCGGGCAGCGAUCGUAUCCAAUGCGGGAGAAAACGCAUUUGUUAUAAAAAUAAUAUUAUAUUUAUUAGUGUUGCACCGUUUAUUUUUUUACAUAAUAUAAACAUAUACAAUUUCAGUAUCACGUGUCUUAGAGUGGCUGGACUGUGCCGUCCCCGUGGCCUCUGCAAUGGAUUAGUCCACUGAGACAGACGUGUAGCCUUCAGAGUGAUGGGGCCAGGCUUGUGGUUGGAUGGCUUUAAAGCUAGCACGGGGAACCUAGCAGUCUCAGGGUUUCAAGAAACCCAGUCCAGCCAGCCCUAGCCACAGCCAGCUCAAGUGAUGGAGAGUGAGAGAGCGUCUCGGCGUCGCAAAUCACUCUUUGACAGUUUCUGGGCCGCCUCAGCCCCGCAGCAACUAUCCGAUCUAGGGACUAUACCGUAUGAAAAUCUAAGCGCCGUUACCUAGGCAACGGAAGGGAAAGGAGAGGAUAGGGGGGGCUUUUGAAAAAAGGAACGUCUUGUCAUUUUCUUUAAUCCACUGCAGCUGGAGGGACAUUACUAUUAUUGUUAUUAUUAUUGUUAUUAUUAAAUUGCUAGGCAGUUGUUGCUAUGGUUACCAGCAUUUGUACAGCCAUUUGGCAGGCAGGCUCUAUUUCAAUGUAAUAGUGUGUAUACCCCCCCCCCCUCCUGUAAGUGGGAUGCUGUUUUGUUUGUUGCUGAAUGUGUCUAUAAUAUCAGCGUUAAGAGGUGUUUCACACAUUUUAUUGCAAAAAAAUAUCCUAGAGAAAACACGUUCUCUUUGUGUACAGAAGCAUCUCUUCCAUAGAAAAAUACAUCUAAAUCUUGAAAUAUACAUUGCAACAAAAUCUGCAAUAUGCCUUUUAAAGCUACGAUAUGUAACUUUGUGGGCGACCGGACCAAAUUCCCAUAGAAAUGUGAGUUAUAGAGCUUUACUUUCCCGCUGAAAGCAAGUCUAAGAAGCGGUAGAUCGGUUCUACGUGCGCCAUUUCUACGCUUCCUGUUCUGAAUUUUCCUUUUGACGUCUUUGACGUUCUGUUUUGUACACCAGCUUCAAACAGCUGAAAAUGCAAUAUUUUUGAUAUUGGAAAAUAUACUUAGUGGCGGUUUAGAUGGUACAACGAUUCUCCACACUAUGACUGCUUGUUUUGUCACAUAAACUGAGAUUAGGUGAAUUAUUAGAAUUUUUUGCAGCUAGGAAAUGGCGGUACAAUUUCUGCCCGUCUUUAAUUUUUACUAAUAAAUAUUCCCCAGGAACUCUUUGUUGCUGAGGUAUUGACAUGAUUGGUUACCUUGUCCUAUAAUAAAGACAAUAUGUCUUAUUUUGCUCCAGCCAGACAAUGAUUACCUCAAGGGAAAGGACCUAGUCAGUUCAUUUAACCUGUUUCCAGGUUGCGCUAAGCUAGUUCUGUAACACCAUCAGUAUGAAUUUUCUUUGUUGUGAUCUAACAACUGAUUCUGUCUACCAGGCGACUAAACAGCACACAGGGAGAAAUCAGAGUGGGGCCCAGUCAUCAAGUAAGUCGUCUUACACUUAUUAUUAAAGUAGCUGUCCAGUGUUUACAGAUUCCUAUCAAAAAAUAUGACCUGUAAUUAAUUACAAUAGGAGUGAAAUUGUAAACGUUUCCCAACAUUAUCCUAUUAGAGAUGUAUAAACCAGAGUGAUUUGGGAUAUUUGCUCAGACAAGCCACUCUGUUAGAUUGCGAUGAAAAGGAUCUGAAAGCUGAUAUUUCACAGGCUAGACUUGCGGUGCUAUUUGUAGUGUGAUUGACACCAUCUCUCAAUCCCUUUCUCCUCCCUCCUCCUCUUUUCUCUCUCCCUCCCUCUCUCCCCCCUCUGUCUUCCCUCCCUCCUCCCUCUCCUCUCUCCUCCCUAAUUAGGCCAAGCUUCCCGAGCUGCAGCCCUUCCCUUCCGAGGCCCCGGUGGGCCUGGGUCAUGUGACCGAGAAUGAGGAGCUGGUGUGGAUGCCAGGGGUCAACGACUGUGACCUGCUCAUGUACCUCAGGGCUGCAAGGUGAGACACGACCUCUGUCCCUACUCUUUCUGGAAAGAUAAUCCAAUACCCUCCGUCAACUUGCCUCAAGGCUGCUAGGUGAGCUCAGGAGACAUGACCCUGCUCCAUGUCAGAAGGGAAUAGUCCUAUACCCGCUUCCCACUGUUUAAAAAAAAAAUAUAUAUAUAUUUUACCUUUAUUUAACUAGGCAAGUCAGUUAAGAACAAAUUCUUAUUUACAAUGACGGCCAAACCCAGACGACGCUGGGCGAAUUGUGCGCCGCCCUAUGGCACUCCCAAUCACGGCCGGUUGUGAUACAGCCUGGAAUCGAACCAGGGGGUCUGUAGUGACGCCUCAAACACUCAGAUGCAGUACCUUAGACCGCUGAGACGCAGUGCCUCAGACCGCUGAGACGCAGUGCCUUAGACCGCUGAGACGCAGUGCCUUAGACCGCUGAGACGCAGUGCCUUAGACCGCUGAGAGGCAGUGCCUUAGACCGCUGAGAUGCAGUGCCUUAGACCGCUGAGAUGCAGUGCCUUAGACCGCUGAGAUGCAGUGCCUUAGACCGCUGAGAUGCAGUGCCUCAGACCGCUGCACCACUCGGGAGCCCAUGUAAGCUGGACUGUGCUGGCCUGGUUACCAGCCACCAAAGUGUUGAACAGGGCCAAGAGUCCUAGAUGUAUUGGAAGGUUCUUGCUGUAUAAAAUAUAUUAAAAAGAUGAUUGAUCUUACAAAGAAUAGCUUUUAUAUCUGUCUAAGAUGACUUGGAAGUUGGAAAUGCAGUUGUAUUUACUUUCUCUCUGUGACUUGCAACGUAGCUUGUUUUUGAUUAGCAGAAGUUUCUUUAAAAUGUCCCGUUCUCUGUGUGUUCUCCAGGAGCAUGGCCGCCUUCGCUGGGAUGUGUGACGGAGGUUCUACAGAAGACGGGUGUCUAGCAGCCUCUCGAGACGACACCACACUCAACGCACUGAACACGGUGAGUAACUACACAACACAAGCCUGCAUCAGUACACCUCUGACAGACUGGCAAGAAUCAAAUCCAAAAUACAUUUGAUAAAGAUGCGAGUUACCUUCUCAUGUUCACCAAAACUACACUGAACAGAAAUAUAAAUGCAACAUGUAAAGUGUUGGUCCCAUGUUUCAUGAGCUGAAAUAAAAGAUCCCAGACAUUUUCCAUAUGCACAAAGAGCUUAUUUCUCUCAAAUGUGUUUACAUCCCUGGUAGUGAGCAUUUCUCCUUUGCCAAGAUAAUCCAUCCACCUGACAGGUGUGGCAUAUCAAGAAGCUGAUUAAACAGCAUGAUCAUUACACAGGUGCACCUUGUGCUGGGGACAAUAAAAGGCCACUCUAAAAUGUGCAGUUUUGUCACACAAUACCAUGCCACAGAUUCCUCAAGUUUUGAGGGAGCGUGGAAUUGGCAUGCUGACUGCAACGUCGUUUUAGAGAAUUUGGCAGUACGUCCAACCGGCCUAAUAUGGUAGAAAUAUAUAUCUAAUAUGGUAGAACUAUAACUAAUAUGGAAGAACUAUAACUAAUAUGGAAGAACUAUAACUAAUAUGGAAGAACUAUAACUAAUAUGGUAGAACUAGAACUAAUAUGGCAGAACUAGAACUAAUAUGGUAGAACUAGAACUAAUAUGGUAGAACUAGAACUAAUAUGGUAGAACUAGAACUAAUAUGGUAGAACUAGAACUAAUAUAGUAGGACACGAACUAAUAUGGUAGAACGAACUAAUACGGUAGAACUAUAACUAAUAUGGUAGAACUAUAACUAAUAUGGUAGAACUAGAACUAAUAUGGUAGAACUAGAACUAAUAUGGCAGAACUAGAACUAAUAUGGUAGAACUAGAACUAAUAUGGUAGAACUAGAACUAAUAUAGUAGGACUAGAACUAAUAUGGUAGGACUAGAACUAAUAUGGUAGAACUAGAACUAAGAUGGUAGAACUAGAACUAAUAUGGUAGAACUAGAACUAAUAUGGUAGAACUAGAACUAAUAUGGUAGAACUAUAACGAAUAUGGUAGAACAAAUAUGGCAGAACUAGAGACCCAGGUUAGUAGCACUUCCUCUGCUUCAUCAUAAAGAAGAAACCAGGCGUCUGACACUUCCGAUGUAUCAUGCUUGAUCAGAGCUUUGACCCUUGCUUUCAAAAUGAAUCUAGACCAGAGGAAGCAAAGAAUUAACUGAAAUCAUCCUAAACAGUGUAUUUAUAUUCAGACUCUAUAAACCAGAGAAUGACCAUCGCUAGCAGGUCACUGUCUCUCCUCCCUAAACUAAAUUUGCUAUCCCAAUGUGGCAGAGUUUGUAUCUCUGUGAUGACUGUUUUAAGUAGAGCUUGAUAUCUCCUUAGACGUUUAACAAAUAGAGAAAAUUGAAUAAAAAAUGCUACUUGUUUGUGCAUGCAUAUCUACACUAAACAAAAAUAUAAAUGCAAAAUGCAACAAUGUCAAAGAUUUUACUGAGUUACAGUUCAUAAGGAAAUCAGUCAAUUGAAAUAAAUCCAUUAGGCCCUAAUCUAUGCAUUUCACAUUACUGGGAAUACAGAUAUGCAUCUGUUGGUCACAGAUACUUUUUUUUUAAAGGUAGGGGCGUGGAUCAGAAAACCAGUCAGUAUCUGGUGUGAGCACCAUUUGCCUCAUGCAGCGUGACACAUCUCCUUCGUAUAGAGUUGAUCAGGCUGUUGAUUGUGGCCUGUGGAAUGUUGUCCCACUCCUCUUCAAUGGCUGUGCGAAGUUGGUGGAUAUUGGCGGGAACUGGAACACGCUGUCGUACACGUCGAUCCAGAGCAUCCCAAACAUGUUCAGUGGGUGACAUGUCUGGUGAGUACACAGGCCAUGGAAGAACUGGGACAAUUUUCACUUUCCAGGAAUUUUGUACAGAUCCUUGCGUCAUGGGGCCGUGCAUUAUCAUGCUGAAACACGAGGUGAUGGAUUUGAAUGAAUGGCACGACAAUGGGCCUCAGGAUCUCGUCAUGGUAUCUUUGUGCAUUCAAAAUUGCCAUCGAUAAAAUGCAAUUGUGUUCGUGCCAUCGAUAAAAUGCAAUUGUGUUCGUUGUCCGUAGCUUAUGCCUGCCUAUACCAUAACCCCACCGCCACCAUAGGGGGUACUCUGUUCACAACGUUGAUGUCAACAAACGUCUUGCCCACACGACGCCAUACACGCUGUCUGCCAUCUGCCCGGUACAGUUGAAACCGGUAUUCAUCUGUGAAGAACACACUUCUCCAGCCUGCCAGUGGCCAUCGAAGGUGAGCAUUUGCCCACUGAAGUCGGUUACGACGCCAAACUGCAGUCAGGUCAAGACCCUGGUGAGAGCGACGAGCACGCAGAUGAGCUUCCCUGAGACGGUUUCUGGAAGUUUGUGCAGAAAUUCUUCGGUUGUGCAAACCCACAGUUUCAUCAGCUGUCCGGGCGGCAGGUCUCACGAUCCCGCUGGUGAAGAAGCUGGAUGUGGAGGUCCUGGGCUGGCGUGGUUACACAUGGUCUGCGGUUGUGAGGCCGGUUGGACAAACUGACAAAUUCUCUAAAGCGACGUUGGAGGUGGCUUAUGGUAGACAAAUGAACAUUAAAUUCUCUGGCAACAGCUCUGGUGGACAUUCCUGCAGUCAGCAUAGCAAUUGCACGCUCCCUCAAAACUUGACAACUGUGGCAUUGUGUUGUGUGACAAAACUGCACAUUUUAGAGAGGCCUUUUAUUGUCCCUAGCACAAGGUGCACCUGUGUAAUGAUCAUGCUGUUUAAUCAUCUUCUUGAUAUGCCACACCUGUCAGGUGGAUGGAUUAUCUUGGCAAAGGAGAAAUGCUCACUAACAGGGAUGUAAACACAUUUGUGCACAACAUUUUAGAGAAACAAGCUUAAUGUGAUUAUAGAAAAUUUCUGGUAUCUUUUAUUUCAGCUCAUGAAUCAUGGGACCAAAACUUUACAUGUUGCGUUUAUAUUUUUGUUCAGUGUAAUGUGCCCAACAGUCAUAGUUUAUAGAUGCGUCAAUGCCUUAUUUCCUGCAUGUUACAAUAAAUGUUUACUAUAUAUAAAAAGUAUACAUCAAAUUUUGUUUUUUUUUCAAACACUGAAUAUUGAUCUGAAGUGUUGGUUUGCUCACCCCCAGCUUCACGAGAGCAGUUAUGAUGCAGGCAAGGCCCUACAGCGCCUGGUCAAGAAGCCUGUUCCCAAACUCAUAGAGAAGUGCUGGUCAGAAGACGAAGUGGUAAGACACUUAUUAUUAUAUUAUUUGAACAUUACAACAUUUCACCUUUAACUUCCAGAGAGGACAUGUUUACAUCAGAGCUGGGUUCAAAUAA
This is a messenger RNA of Coregonus sp. 'balchen', 23457 nucleotides long. The record is from the annotation of a GenBank genome assembly. Lineage: Eukaryota; Metazoa; Chordata; Actinopteri; Salmoniformes; Salmonidae.